This is a messenger RNA of Fusarium poae, 783 nucleotides long. RefSeq names its product Small subunit (SSU) processome component (gene UTP11). Gene Ontology annotation, biological process: rRNA processing. The record is from RefSeq and is a predicted model, not a curated record. The transcript has 2 exons. Gene Ontology annotation, cellular component: nucleolus; small-subunit processome. NCBI's taxonomy places the organism in Eukaryota, Fungi, Ascomycota, Sordariomycetes, Hypocreales, Nectriaceae. The coding region runs from base 1 to 783 and encodes 260 amino acids.
AUGUCGUCUAUGCGAAAUGCCGUCGCCAGGCGACCUCACCGUGAGAGAGCUCAACCAUUAGAGCGUCGUCGUCUCGGUCUUCUCGAGAAACACAAGGACUACUCCCUUCGAGCCAAAGACUUCAACAAGAAGAAAGCCACCCUCAAAAACCUCCGCGACAAGGCCUCCGAGCGAAACGAAGAUGAAUUCUACUUUGGCAUGAUGUCCCGCAAGGGACCAGGCUCCAAACUCAAAGAUGGAAAGUCAUGGUCCGGAAAGGUGCAAGGCGAUCGAGGAAACAAGGUCAUGGAUGUCGAAACAGUGCGACUCCUCAAGACACAAGAUCUCGGAUACGUUCGAACGAUGCGACAGGUUGUUGCAAAGGAAGUUGCCAAGUUGGAGGAGCAGGUAGUCCUCACCCGAGGAUUCGACAAGCUUGACGAAGACGAAGACCAAGACCAAGACAGCGAUUCGGAAUUCGACUUUGCCACCGCACCUAAAGCGCCUAGAAAGAUUGUCUUUGCAGAUGAUGAAGAGCAACGCGAACAAACAUUACAAGACCACCUAGACUUGGAAGACGAGGAGGAAAAAGAAGAGAAGAAGGAGGGAGACGAAGAAUUUGAGCGCGCCAAGGCUCUACGCCGUCUUCGCCGCCAACUCGAAAAUGCCCGUAAGAAACUCAAAGUCCUCACAGACGCCGAAGGAGAACUCGAGAUCCAAAAGGCAAAAAUGGCAAAGACGGCUACAUCGGGAGGAACCACACGUAAAGGAAAGAAGAUUAUGGUGCGGACAAGAAAGCGAUAA